GAAAUAAUUUUGUUGGGGGUGUGACUACUGUUCGAAAGCUACAAAAUUGAUCGCGCAAACAGCAGAUUGAACGAGACAUCUCCAAAUGUUCGGCUCUCACAGCAUCGAGUACGCGAUCAUGGAAGUUUCCCAAGUUUAUCUAAAUGGCCAUAGAUUUCUGCAGGACAAGAGGCCCUUGAUGUUAGGCAUUAGCCCCGGCAACCCGUACUAUUACAAGAAGGAAACUCUUGAACGACUUUUUGAUUUCGCGGCAAGAAAGAAUCCAGAUCAGGUGCUACUUUUUAUUCCUGACAAGAUAUCGGAGCAUAACUACCGAGCGGUGGGCUCGAAAAAUCCUGAGAAGUCUGCGCGCGUUAAAGGAAAUCGGCUGCGAAACAAAUGCAACGAAGCUAUUCAAGGCAGCACCUUCUGCCACGCCAACUACAGCUUCAUCAGGUGGACGGAGGACGUGGAAAGCUGCCAUGAAUAUGACAAGGCUCUAGUGGACAUCAAAGACCUGUACAAGGCUAAUGAUGAGUUCCGUAACGACAUCAGAGAGUCUACCGAGGCAGCGUUAAGAUGUCUCAGAAACGGCCGAGAAAAAGGCGGCUGCGACAAAGAAAACGAAAUUACCGAGGGGGAUGCAGUGGACUUGAAUGAAGGAGUUCUGUAUCUACUGAAAGAACUCUCAUUUUUGGUUGCAGUGCCGAGCAUUUAUAAGAAUUGCGAAGAGUUUGUAGUCGUGUAUCACCGCUCUUGGCCCGUGCUGGAGAGGUACUUUAACGGCUGUUACGACGGCAUCGAAAAGCCAUCUUUAGGUUUUGUCGUUUUCGAAUGAUAACAAAAGAAAACGUUGAAUGGUAGUGUGAACUAGUUAGGCAAGAUUAAAAUAAGGGAGUGCUGAGCAACGUUCAGUAAUAGAAUAGAAUCCGCGCAUGUAAUUGCUUUGAGUGCGAGAAAUACAGAAGGCUUACAGAGCAUUAAGUCUCUCGUAGCUUUACCAAAUAAAUGUACUUUUCACAACUG
Orbicella faveolata is the source of this 1005-nucleotide messenger RNA. RefSeq lists its product as uncharacterized. Gene Ontology annotation, molecular function: aminoacyltransferase activity. The record is from RefSeq and is a predicted model, not a curated record. Lineage: Eukaryota; Metazoa; Cnidaria; Anthozoa; Scleractinia; Merulinidae.